AUGAAGGUGUUCCAUGUCGACGGUGAAAACACUCUCUCUGUGUCUCUCUUCUCCGAUGUCACCAACUCCAAGGAGCUCUUGAAUUCGAUGCUUGAUGGAACUCUGAAGCUUGAGGUCUCCUUUCUCAAUGCCUUACUCAUUACAGAAUCAUUGAAACGAUGUGGGAUAUCCGAAACCUCUACUUACAUUCUAGCUGCCCGGUUCAAUGCUUCUCCCCUUGAGAUGGAGGAGGUGGCGAAAUUGAUCAACGGGAAGGAGAUUGACUUGGAGGAGUUAAAGACUCAAGCCAAUCAAGCACAUAUUUUAAAGCACUACAAGAUAACUAGCCAAGAACUGGGGAUAUCCUCUCUCGGAGAUGCCAUUGUUUGCAGGAUCGCUGCACGCGACGCUUUGUAA
Eruca vesicaria subsp. sativa (arugula) is the source of this 396-nucleotide messenger RNA. The record is from the annotation of a GenBank genome assembly. Lineage: Eukaryota; Viridiplantae; Streptophyta; Magnoliopsida; Brassicales; Brassicaceae.